Messenger RNA from Ilyonectria robusta, 3154 nucleotides. RefSeq lists its product as uncharacterized. The transcript is spliced from 6 exons. The record is from RefSeq and is a predicted model, not a curated record. The coding region runs from base 94 to 2943 and encodes 949 amino acids. Gene Ontology annotation, cellular component: cytoplasm; nucleus. Gene Ontology annotation, molecular function: protein binding. NCBI's taxonomy places the organism in Eukaryota, Fungi, Ascomycota, Sordariomycetes, Hypocreales, Nectriaceae.
GCACCGUUCUCAACGAGAAACAAUCUAUACUUGGCAUCCUUCACCCAUCGUGACAUCGCUCGCUUCAGUUUGAAUUUGCUAUCGAACCCUGCCAUGGCAGAAGUCGUGGCUGUCGUGGCAAGCGGCGCUGGCCUCGCGUCCCUUGCUCUGCAACUGGCAGAAGGGGUCAAACGACUACGGCAACGUCACCAAAAUGCAGCAGGACUCUUUGGUGACAUUUCGGCAUUGAUGGAAGACCUCGAUUUGAUCACUGAGCAGCUGAAUGACCUCGAGGCCGAGGCGCAUGGCAUCCUGGAACAACAAAUGGGGCCGAUCGUUUUGGAGAGAUGCCGCAGUCGUGCAGCGAAUCUAACAGACCGACUGACAAUCCUCACGGCGAACAUCCCGGCCAGGCCAUCAAAAAUAAAUGCUGUUCGUGCAGUAGUUCGAUCGAAGAGGUGGAAUACCGAACUUGAAGAGCUCCGAAGCGCGGUUACAGGUGUCAAGCAAGACCUCCUUCUGCUUUAUUUGAUCCAUCAAAACGUCGCCAUGAAGAAGUUGUUCCGCAUCGCGGUCCCUGAGGACAGUGACGGAGAUAGUUCACACAUCCGCAUCUCGCCAACGAGCAAACCACAUGAUGAUACUCUGCCUCCAAUUACAAAUAUCCCUCGGUACCGAUUUGCUCAUUGUACGGUCCGAAGUUGCCAUUGCUCAUGCCAUAUCACGCGUGUGGUAGGCGGCAGGUUUUGGCGCCUUCAGUACGCCCCAUUGGCCAACAUAUUCAAUACUUGCGACAACGUCAGGUGUUCGGCUCAACGUUACAGAGUCGGCCUUCGGGUCGCGCUUUCACGCUUUGGUGUGAGAUGGGCAGUCGUAUUUGGACUCGAUAUGACGGUGGAGCCAGGGAAGUACUGGCUUCAACCAGUGUUGCAAGUUGAGAGUGUCGUCAAUUAUACCGCACCGGGCUUCGUCAUUUUAAGAAAGCUGUCAGAACAGCUUUUGGAGUGGGACGAGGCAGAACUCCAGUUCAGAGAGCUUUACAGAUCAGAUCCGGCAUUUAAAGCUAUAACCUACGGAGGAUGGGGAUACUCCGGCAUUGAAAUAGAGACCCAGAUUCGGUUGCUACGUUUCCUUGUCGAAGAACUUCAUUUGACCAAAGGGGUUGAUAGUCCGAGUCUCAUGUACAGCUGUGCAUCGUUCAGUUCGGAAAAUCGCCAUCUCGAAAUGAUUGAGGCUGUCACUUCUCUUGGCUGCGACUUCAGCACAACUCCUUCUCCCAGCUUCGAGUCAUGGCCGCAACCCUGCGUGCAUGACCCAGAGUUGGCUCCGUACGUCCGUAUAAUACCAGGAGACCCGUUUUACCUGGAAUAUAUGGGCAUAGUUCUCAAAUCCAACCCUGAUUUUGGGGACAGCCCACCCAUUCACAACGUGAUUCUACACGGGUCUGAAGAAGACUUUCGGCUGCUCGUCCAGAAAGCCCAGCCUCUAGAGGCACAUGUCAACUUUCUUGGGCAAUCACCUCUCCAUAUAUCUGUGCGUUAUCCAGAGCGCUUGGCUAUCCUCCUAGCUGCGGGUCAUGAUGCUAGCGUGUGCGAUAAAAAUGGCAUCACUCCUUUGAUGUAUGCUGCCGCCAUGAACAUUUCAGAAGCAGUUACAGCUCUCAUCUAUCACGGUGCAGAUCUAGUCAUGCGUGAUAAGCUGAAUGACUACGACUUCAUCAUGUACGCCGCAAUCCGAGAUCAUUGGUCUUUGGUUUGGUGUGCCAUUGACUUGAUCAGUUCGAAGGACCGCAGCCUGCUCCCCAGAUUGUUCCCUAGCAUCUUCCUUGCAUCUGGGCCAGACUGCUUCUUCGCACAUGACUCAACAAGUAUCACAGAGGGUUGGAGGAAAUAUUGGCUGAAGGUUUUCUCCAACCUGACUUCAAUGAAUAUCUGCUUCGAAGAUGGUGGCACACUGAUGCACGUUGCAGAUAGCCCUAAGCUGGCAAGUAUGCUUGUUGAUUCAGGAUUUUUAAAAUUCAACCACAGGAAUAAUUUGGGCGAGCACUCAUUGUUUGCUAUUGGUCGCUUUCUUAAUCCGUCUUUGUUUCGGCAGUUCAUCGCGAAGGGGGCACAGGUCAACAUAACAAACAACCGAGGUCAAACAGUCCUCCACAGGUUGCUUGGUCUUCUACAUAACUCAGAGGACAACAAGAAAAAGGACCUCCUCGACAUCCUGGAAAUUCUUCUUGACAGCGGAGCUAAUGUCGGUAUCAGAGACCAUUGUUCCUGCAACUGUUCGCCUGGUGGCUGUGUCCCUGGUUCGAACCUGGAACUCGAUAUCAUGGAAUUCUUUCAUUCGCGACUUUACAAUGGUUUCUGGAUAUUUGAGUGGCUUCUCAUACUUGAAGAUCGGGGUCUUUUAGUGGAAGCUAAGGACUUUGCUUUAUCUGUCUUCCGUCAGACGUAUUAUCAAGAGGCAGGCUUUCGCCACACCUGCUGUCGCUCCAAUUCAACCGACGAAGAUGAUGAUGCGGAAGGAACGUUCUGGGACAUCUCGGAGCAAAUUAAAUUGGAAGCUUUGAGCGACAAGAUGCAUGAUUGGGUGCAACGAGAUUACCAAGAAGUCAAGCAUGGGUUGAUGGUUCAUUUGCAACAACGCCAGUCUGCAAAGAAGAGUGAGAUUGAAUCCGUGAAACAAAAAUCGAGUGACAAAACGAAUGAACCCCCGGAUUCCGUCCUUGAGAGCGGGGAGAAAUUUCGAAUCGACUACGAGGAGGACAAAAUGUACUCCAGCCUAGAUCUCUUCCUCAUGCAGCCUGACUCUUGGACGAACCUGGACAUUCUCGGUUUUCAAGGAACAGAUCACACAAAGGAGUUUCUCGAGGAAUUCGUGAAUGAAUUGCGCAAGGCUAGGGGCGAGAAGUUCUCGACUCGGCUGCCUUUGAUUGCUGAACUUUCGGCCGUUUUUGCAGAUUUCACUUAACCGUAACGGAAGAGUAGGAUGUUGAAGGAGUGGAAAAAAUGUAAAUUCGCUGGUUACAUAAAUGAGAGAGACAGAUGCGGAUGUCGCUCUCGUGCGCACGGCGUAGGAUAAAAAGAAGCCCCGCAAAAUGCCUCGAACUCCUCCCCUGCACUUUUAUCCGUGCACUGCCGCCAGCCGUGCUGCCGCACGCCACUUCGCGCGGGCAAUAUCA